Acanthosepion pharaonis is the source of this 1215-nucleotide messenger RNA. The record is from the annotation of a GenBank genome assembly. NCBI's taxonomy places the organism in Eukaryota, Metazoa, Mollusca, Cephalopoda, Sepiida, Sepiidae.
AUGCCUGGCAUUAUCUUUCUUUCUGUCUUUCUUUCUUUCUUUCUUUCUUUUGAUCUUUAUAAGUCUUCCUUCUGCAUGUCUUGUCUAACGUUAUCUUCGCUUUUCUUUCUUCAUUUUUCUUUCUUUCUUUUUUCUUUCUUUCUUUCUUUUACUUUCGCAUUCUUUUUUUCUUUCUUUCUUAUAUUUUUACUGAUUUCCUUCCUUUCUUUGUUUCUUUCAUUUUUCUACGUCCUUUCUUUCUUUCUUUUUCUUUCUUUCUUUCUUCAUUUUUCUUUUUGUAAUUUUUGUCUGAUAUAUAUCUUUGCUUUAUGUCCAUACGUUUUCUUUCAUUACUUUCUUACCACAUCUCUUUUCAUUCUUUUAUCUUUCUUCCUUACUUCCUCUCCUUUCUUUCUUUCUUUCUUUCUUUCUCUUUCUUUCUUUCUUUCUUUCUCUUUUUCUUUUCAUUUCCCGCUUUUGUUCUUUAAAAUCGCCCUUCUGCUUGUUUUUAACGUUAAUUUCGCCUUUCUUUCUUCCUUCUUCUUUCUUUAUUUUUUUAUUCAAUACUUCAUUUCAUUGUUUCUUUCUUGUAUUUUUCUUCCUAAAUUCUUUUUCUUCUUUCUUCCUUUCAUUUUCCCUCGUUUUGUAUUUUUGUCUGAUAUUGCCUCUGCCUUUCUUUCUUUUAUUUUUUCCUUAACUCCUCUACAUUCAUUCUUUUAUCUUUCCGCAGUCCCUCUCCUUUGUUUCUUUCAUUUUCUUCCUUCCUUCAUUCCUUCCUUUCAUUCAUUCAUUCAUUCAUUCUUUUUUCUUCCUUUCCUUUUUCCUUUCUUUCCUCAUUUAUUUUUCUUCCUUUCCUUCUUCAUUUCUUUCUUUGUUACUUCUUUCUUUCUUUCUUUCUUUCUUUCUUUCUUUUCUAUCUUUCUUUCAACCAAUCGCAGCAUAAUUUGGCUUCACUUUUUCUAUCUGUCUUUCUUUACAUAUUUUCCUUUUUCUCAGCUAGUCUGUCUUUUAUGGUUGGCAUUAUAUUUUCUUUCUUUCUUUUUUCUUUCCUUUGUUUUUUCAAUUUUUUUUUAUUACUUCUUCUUUCUUUAUACCUCUUCCUUUUUAUUAGCCAGUGUUUUUUUUAUGGCUUUCAUUAUUUUUUAUUUAUUUCUUUCUUUUGAUUCCUUCUUUCUUGGUUCAUUUCAUUUCAUUCUUUCUCUCGUAAAAAGCUUUCCUUUGGUACUUUUUAUCUGA